Colius striatus (speckled mousebird) is the source of this 1675-nucleotide messenger RNA. It is a transcript of the gene HORMAD2, whose product is annotated as HORMA domain containing 2. Lineage: Eukaryota; Metazoa; Chordata; Aves; Coliiformes; Coliidae. The record is from RefSeq and is a predicted model, not a curated record. The transcript is spliced from 13 exons. The coding region runs from base 78 to 1187 and encodes 369 amino acids.
GCAGAGGAAGGCGCUGCGGCUCGGGCUGGCGGCUCAGGUUUUAAUUACCAGUGGAAGGCAGGCCUUUGAAGUGCAGCAUGGCUACUCACCAGCUUUUACAGACUAGGCAAAAGAAAAAGUCUUCUAAGGAAUCAGUGUUGUUCCCCACCAAAAUUGCUACUGAGCAGCAGUCUGUGGUACUGGUGGAAAGACUUCUGGCUGUCUCUGUGUCUUGUAUAACGUACAUGAGAGGGCUGUUCCCAGAGAGCUCCUAUGAAACUCACUAUUUAGAUGGUAACAUUCCCAAUUUGUACCUCUGUCUAAAAAUCCUCAGCGAAGAUAAAAGCUGUCUGGGAUCGCUGCAGAUAGUCAAGUGGAUUCAAGGUUGUUUUGAUGCUUUGGAGAGGCAGUAUCUGCAUGUUGCUGUCCUCGCGAUUUACACCAAUCCCAAGGAACCGGAGACAGUGACUGAACUGUAUCAAUUCAAAUUCAAGUACAAAAAGGAGAUGCCCCAGAUGGACAUCAUCAGCAACCAAGUGAACUUUGUGAAUGGGGUGUGCAGUGAGGACCUUAAACAAGCCAGCAGGGCCCUCAUCAAGAAACUCUACCUGUUAAUGCAGAACCUUGGGCCACUUCCCAACGACAUUCACCUGACCAUGAAACUCCUCUACUACAAUGAUGUAACUCCCAAAGAUUACCAGCCCCCAGGCUUCAAGGAAGAUGGCAGCUCUGGUGACUUGUUGUUUAAUGGUGAUCCUGUCAACCUGAGAGUAGGGUCAGUCUCCACUGGCUUCCACCUCAUGAAGGUGAGACUGACAACUGAAAAGAAGAGAAUGCAGACAGUUGAAAGCAACGUGAUCCAGAACAGCCCUACUGUGAUCUCCAACCAGGGCUUAGACUGUGAUGAAGAGGAAGAGGAGAGGAGCAAAAAGAAUCCCCCUCUCCCUGUCAGAGCAGAUUUGAGUGAGUGUGACGAGGACAAAUGCGAAACCCACCCAGGCUGGAGAAUGGAAACCUCUUCUUUGUACCUUCAAGAUACAGGUGAAAAGAAGAAAAGAAUAAAGGAGAUGGGCAAGAUGCCUUGCUCAAGGGCAUCUCAGCAGGUGAGCUGCCUGAAGCUUGAGUUUAACCAGGAAGAGCUAACAGGACCCAAUAAGAGAAGGAAGGUCAGUGAACCAGAGAAGCUGCUUCUGGGAAGCAGGAAAUGAUGUUCAUUCUGACACCCAAUACAUGUUGGAAGGUGUGAGUUUGCAUUGUCAUUGGACUACUGAAGACCUUCACUCUCUUCCAGUGUUUAACUCUUCCACAUGUGCCACCUGUAUUUCUGCAUGUUUAUUUGUCUAGUGAAAACUUGAGAUUGCCAAGAGACAACAACCCCACCAUUGCCACAGCUGUGGUGUCUGAUGUUCUAAAGCUGGGGAUUUAGGAUUCCCUGUGAGUGGUGUCUGUGUGCUCCUUUCUCUCUGUCCCUCUCCCCCACACACACCACUUUCCACUGAGUACAUUUCCUCCUCUGUGGCUGUCUUUUGCCAGCAUGUCAUCUGUAUUUAAUGGCAGUGCUUCGGGGUGAACCCUCUGAGGUGUCAAUGCAACAAGUCUCGUGAUUCACUAGACUCUGCUUAACUUCAUCCAAUCUUCUGCUUCCACAGCAUAGAUUUCUCUCUUUUUUCCUUCAGAUAAGGGGUUUUAUCUGUAC